AAAAGCUCUUUCUCUUUCUCCUAACCGAAAAAAAAAAAACCCUCUGUAUCUCCACCCUCAUCAACCAUGGCGACCACCGCUCGCCCAUCGCGGCCGCCGACCUCCGCCGCGUCUCUCGCGAGAUCGCCUUCGCCGUGCACCAGAUCAUCCUCAACGGUGCCGCCCUCCGCCGCAUGGUCAGCCACCCGCAAGCCAUGGGAGGUCCCCUGCACCGCCGAGGCCGCACGCCUCCUCGCCUGCGGCGUCCCCCCCCCAACACCGCCGUCGUCGGUAGCCGUGAUAGGCGACCCACGAGUUCGGCCUCCGCCUCCUCGACGCGCACCUCGUCUUCGUGCGCCGCGUCAGCGGCACCGCCGCGUUUGGGCGCAACGCCGACCGUGGCCUCGUCCUCACCCUCACCUUCAUCGCCUACGCCCGCCAUCCACGCCUACCGCGCCCAGAUCGAGGCCGAGCCCACCAACAUCUGUGGCGGCAUCCUCUACUUCCUCUUUGCCUCUCCCUCUCCACGUUCUUGUACAUGGCCCUCCUCGUCACCGCUCACCAGCCGUUGCAUCUCGCGCACCACCAGUGGAUCCUUGAUCCCCCACGACGAAGACGAUAGCAUGUUGCAGCAGCCAGCUACGGGCGAGACGCGGCGGCUACACCGCGUGAGCCGCGUUUUCGACGCCGCGGGGCUCUGCGUGAAGGCGCACUAUGCGAAGCUCUGCCAGGCGCUGGCAGGGUCGGCGGCGGUCAACUUGCCGAAAUCGUUAGUGGAGGCAUCGGUCCAGGCUGUAGCGCUCAAGACGGAGCACGCGCAGGCAGUGGCGGCCCCAGCUGCCGAGAAGGUACUGCAGAACGUCCUGCAGUCGUGCCACGACAGCUAUGGAUCGGCGGCGGACGCGCUGCAGAAUGCACUGCGAUUGGUGCGCGACGGUGGACGGCCCGCGGACAUCAACAACGAGCUCUCGGCCGCCAGCACAGACUCGUUCGACGAGUUCCCGGACGUCGACGGCUCGACCCUCGCAAACAUGCAGACCAAUCUCAGCAGGCUCGUCAGCAACAGCCUCAACCUCACUACCGUCAACUUCAAGAUCUUCUAUCUCAAGAUAAAGAGCGAUUACCACCGCUACCUAGCCGAGUUCAAGGCCGGGGCCAAGCGCAAGGAGGCCGCCGAGAACACCCUCGCCGCCUACAAGGCCGUUCAGGAUAUUACUCUGACGGAGUUGGCACCGACGAAUCAUGCAUACCAAUUGUUUGAUGAAAUGCCUAAGAUGUAAUAUUGACGGCGAACCCAAUCUGUACAUAAAGAGAGAGAGCGGUGCUCUUCUCUUUAUAAAAAAUGUCUUAUCAAAAGAGAAUGAGCGGUGC
Molecule: messenger RNA, 1350 nt
Organism: Ananas comosus (pineapple)
Lineage: Eukaryota; Viridiplantae; Streptophyta; Magnoliopsida; Poales; Bromeliaceae
Exons: 2
Coding region: 174-1259 (361 amino acids)
Biological process (GO): signal transduction
Cellular component (GO): cytoplasm
Molecular function (GO): enzyme inhibitor activity
Source: RefSeq, a predicted model, not a curated record